Acanthoscelides obtectus is the source of this 8217-nucleotide messenger RNA. The record is from the annotation of a GenBank genome assembly. NCBI's taxonomy places the organism in Eukaryota, Metazoa, Arthropoda, Insecta, Coleoptera, Chrysomelidae.
AAUGAGAUCUCAUAGAGCUUAUCAAAUGUUACUUAAUUCAUUUAAUUUCUAUUUUUUUCAGAUCUUUCAAAAAACCGGUUCAGCGAGCUUCCGGAAGAGGUGCUUCGGUUCCAUUUUCUGGAGCGGCUACAUUGUUACCACAACUCGAUCAGAUACAUACCAGACAUGGUCUGCAAUCUGCAAUGCUUGAAUUUUUUAGAUCUCAGCCGUAACCAACUCACCACCCUGCCGCGAGAGCUGUGCCAUUUACCCAUACAGAUCCUGCUAGUCUCGAACAACCAACUAACCUCUCUUCCCGACGAGUUGUGCCGCAUGCAGUCAUUGGCCGAGCUGGACGCCAGCAGCAACCGGUUGACGCAUCUGCCGCCGCGCAUGGGCGAGUUGCACAGGUUGCGCGCGUUGUCGUUGCGCGGCAACCUGCUGCUGGCCGUGCCGGUGGAAUUGACGCAACUGCAGCUGGUCAGGCUGGAUCUGAGAGGCAACAGGAUUGCGCAACUUCCGUUGGAGACCAGGCGGAUGGCGGAUCAUCUUGUGGAGUUGCUGUUGGAUGAUAAUCCAUUGACUAGUCCGCCGCCUACGGUAUGCAAACGCGGUCGAGUGCACGUCUUCAAAUACCUCGAAAUGGAAGCCUCGAAACGAGGAACGACACCCACAGGCACCCUGACGAACAACGGAGUGGGCGGCACCCUAGGAAGGCGACAGCGACGCAGCAACAACAACGGGGGCAGCGGGUCGCCACUGUUGCCAUCCGCCAUCCCUGGAGAUCGACUUAGAAAGAACAGGCAGAACGCGGAUAGCGGAUACAGUACUGCAUCAGACGGAGGGUGGACACAGGAGAUUGCACAGCAAGUUAAGACAAUAGACCAAAACUCACAAUCAACAUUAUCAACGCCUUCAACGAUAUCACCAGCACCUGAAUGCACCAUGUAUGAUGAAGAUACACCAAAAACGAAUAGUAAUAGUAGCUUUUCUAAUGAUUUUGACAAAUUAGAUGGGAUCAAAAAUAGAGAUUUGAAUAGUGUUCGUAUAAGCCCUUGCAGCGAUUCUACCUUAACUAACAGCAAUGGAAUUGACGAUAAGAAGCCUUUACACCAAAUACAAACAUACAGGGAGUACAAAGAAGCCCUGAAGCAGCAACGAGCCCAAGACGUGCCUUCGAUAUAUCGCAGCAAAGAUGGAGAACAGCACAGCUACAAAACAGAACCAAAUACGCCCACGCAUCAUGCUGUAGAACCGCGAACGUUGGCCACAUCAAAGUCGGAUCCGACGCCUUUGAAUUCGGCGUUCGGCACUCCCAGGACCAUCUUUGAUGAUACUAGUGUAAGCAAGAAGCCGGUGCAGAAGGUUAUUCCAUCUCGAACAUACUCUCCCACUCCGCACCACCCGCCUACCCAUCUGAACGGCAUAUCCGACCCACAAAUGCCUACUCCGCCCACAUACGUCAAACCGCGUUCGCCUAAUCACAACAGCGCAGGCGCGAUGGGCCACGAUAGGAUACCAAACGGCAAGGGGGUGUGUCUUCAGACGCUGACCGCUCCCACACCCAAAGGGUCGUGUCUGCAACAGACCACACCCAAAGGAGCGGGCAGUGGUAAAAUAGGCGUGGUCAAGACGAUCAGCUGGGAUAGGGAGGUGGCUGCGCAGGGAAAAACGGCGGAGAAGAUGAGUUUUACGAUGAGGAGGGAGAUAGAUAAGGCGAAGGAGGAGACUGAGUUGAUUAAUCAGCUGAGGAAUAUAAUCGAGACAAGGCUGAAAAUGGUCUUACCGGAAGACCUAGCUCCAGCACUGACAGACGGAGUAGUAUUGUGCCAUCUAGCAAACCAUAUCAGGCCCAGAUCAGUGGCCAGUAUUCACGUACCAUCGCCAGCUGUUCCUAAACUUACCAUGGCCAGGUGUCGGAGGAACGUAGAUAAUUUCCUCGAAGCCUGUCGCAAGAUUGGAGUAGACGAGAAUCUGAUAUGCUGUGCUUCGGACGUCCUGGAAGGUAAAGGUUUGGUGCAGGUGGCGAUCACCGUAACGGAGCUGCUAAGGUUCCACAUGCCCAAGUCGCCGUUACACGCGACAUCCGUAUCGACUGUGGUUUAAGAUAAUAAUGCAUACAAGUGUGAUUUCAUCUCGUUUAGACGUACUAGUUAUAUUGGUAAUUUAAGAUUUUCAUAUGACGCCCCUGGUGGGGCCCACUAGAGAAGAAGCUGACAGACAAAACUUUCAGUUCGAACAAGAAGCUUCCGACAAUCAGUGACUUAAUCAUUUAACGUAUUUUCCUGAACAGCCAACCAGAUACUGUAUUCCAAAAACGAUCUGGAAGAUACUAGUGCCAUCUUUGAAAGGGUAGAACAAAAAAUGAAUUUAGAUAUUUACUUUGAAAAGAGUUUGAGUAGUUCUUCUACUCCCUCAAAGGUGGCGCUAGGAUCUUUAAUAUCUUUUUGCAAACACGCUAACUCUAACUCAAGCUAGGUUUCUAAAUUCAUUUUUGUGUUCUGCUACUGUCUCCUAGAUGGCGCUAGUAUAUUUCGGAUCCCUUUUUAAAUUUAAUCAGUGCUUAAGUACAACAAUCCAAUCCAAUUUCCCAUGACAUUUCUGAUCCACAUUUUUAUCCCCACUGACCUACUAUUGGAGAUCGCCAGAAACUCAUACUUGGAAAAACUCUCUAGAUAACCAUUAUUAUAAUGUUCUUUCAUAAAAUGUGAGAGAUGAUCACUACUCUUAAGAACAAAAUUACAACGCAACUGGACGGCUGAUAUCGACAAUUGCAACUUCUCGAACAACUACAGUAGCUCAUGUGUCUGAACUUAGCUUCGAUUCACCGCUACCGUAGCUUUUCAAUAAUCGAGUUUACAAUGGUGGCCACCAGAGGGCGCAACGCUAAGCGCUUAAAUCGGAAAUGGUAUACACUUUUCUUGAUGCCGUAGAAUAUUUCCAUCACCGUUUUUUUAGCAAUUUGGAGCCAUCUUAUAUAUACUAAUAUGGGUUUCUCAGUAUGAAUGUUUUUAUGUGCAAACAUGACACCGAAAAAAAUACUAAUCGACAAACAGCAAGCGCAGCUUUGGAGGUUGUUACACCCCAGAAUAAUUAUGUACGAACGAACGACGAGUUUGAUCAAACAAUUCCAUGAAACUUUUGGACAGUAGCAAACCUUCUUGAGACACUCAAGUUUCAAGUAAUGGCGUUUCUGCCUUCACUUAAAUCCUUUCAAUAUACCUUUAUUUAUUUGCGAAAUUCUAUCAAGUUGCAAAACGUUUCUUAUGAUGGAAAUAUUCAUAUGUGUUACAUUAUGAAUCUUGGAGAAGUGUGUUGUAUAACAAGCGAUUUCUUUUGAUUUUUGUACUCGCAUCGAUUUAGUGUUCUGAAUGUAAUUUCGUUGUAAUAUAUAUAUAAAAACUCGAAUGAAUACAAAAAAAAAAUAGUGUGAUCACCAUCAAAGGCAUUUUGUAGCAGAGGAGAGGAGGUAGGAAACAAAUUUGAGUUGUGCAAUCACAUUCGAUUCUCAUUUGAUACCUGUUUGUUGUGAGGAUGCAUAAUUGUCAUUGACAGUAUUGACACAUGCUAAUGUCAACUAUCUUGUUCUUGUUACUUUCGAGUCACAAGGCAAGUCUUCCUCAUUUUAAGAAGGCUUCAAAACGUGGUUAAUAAACAUGAAAUUGAUCGAUAUCCUGCCAUUCUUAAUCUGUCUUAUUAUGAACGGCACACGUUUCUUUGUCUCGAAUUGAAAAAGUGAUAAGUAUAAUUUAUUUCUAGAUUUAGGUUUUCUCCACAGCACAUAUCUUACUUAUCUAACUGUAUAUAUAACUUAUAUUGUGUGUAAUAUAUUCCCUUGAACAUGUAGAUUAUCUAGGUAGCAUCUACUGUCGACAAAACUUAUAAUCAAAAUAUUUUUCUCUAUUCUAAUGCAAGAUGUAUUUAUCCGUUUUUAGUCUCAGAUAUAUUUUUGAUAUGUUUUUCAUUUUAUUUUUAUUUGAUGUGAAUGAACUUAGCGUAAGCAAAAUGAACUGAGAAAAAUCUAAAUAGUAAAGGAAUACUUGAUGCUCAAUCGCGGUAUUAGACAAAAUUAGAUCACUGCCACAUUAAAGGAUUGGAAGUGUACAUUAAAAUAAGUUUAGUAAAUGUAUGGUGCUAAGUGUCAGUUCAUUUUGGUUCAUAUAAGACAGGUAGUAUUCUUUCCUAAACAGCUAAUUGUAGCAAAAAGAAAACAUAGUAUACAGAUUGAAACUAAUUUUACUUUGUGAAAUUUCCCCAACACUUAUUUAAGUUGAAAUACUAUUAUCUUAUUCUCAUAUUUAUACUAUAUUUGCCGUAUAUUUUAUUACAAAAUAUGUUAGCUGUUUAGAUAGAAGAUCGCCAUGUUCACAAAUCAGUAGUAUUAAGUUAUCGUAAAUUUGGUUUGUUUUAUGCAUUUUUUUUCUUUCGAAAAAUGCGUAUAUUCAACGCUUAAAAUGGUUUAUGGUAUUAUAACGAAGGUUUUCCAUUGUUGGAUCCUCUAUAAAAAUUCUGCUUCAAUUAUUUUCAAUCGGAUUGAAUUUCUUCAAUUGUUAAUGUACCCAUUUUUGCAGCAGAAUUUAUUAGGGCCAGCUAUUUUUAAUUGACAAGUGCCCAAAUAAAUCCACGUUAUUUUUUGGUGUCUGACACGCAGUCAGCCUUUUCUGAAGUUCAACCGCAAACGACAACUUUGUUAUUCUUUUACUCGUUGGCUGUAUACUCCGUUUUUUUACUGCUUACAACAUAUCAUUAUUAUAGUACCAUAAACUGGGUAGCUAAGUGAAAAUUACAUUUUAAGCUAUAAGCUACUUAAUAGUGUAUCGAGUUAUAUAUUAUCGUUUAUAUUCUUUACUAUGCGGUCUUUGUCAUCUUUCCAAUUUCACACAUACAUUAUAAGUAUUCUAAACAAGUGCCAAAGAUUUUUAUACAUUUAAUAUUUAGAAAUGUGUUAGUAGUCUUAUGCAUAUACCUCAAUCAAUGUUUUCAGUCUUGGAAAGACAACGUUUAUUUCAGAAGAUAGCAUCUAUUCUAUUUAUGCGCGAAAACACAACUGAACAAACUAACAGUAAUUUAUUAUUUAAUUUAUAACAUCACUAAUAACAAUUUAUAUUAGAGUCGCGAUUCGCUCGCUUGCUGAUUGACGGAGACUCUCACCUUUCAAUUGACUGCCUGCACUGUCUGUUCUCGAUCGCUCUAGAAGGUACCGGAGUGUUAUCAAAAAAUCGAAAUCGGUAGAUAGUGUCAUUCAAGUUCGGUAGAUUCAAGGACCCAAUCGGAAGAAGGAAAAAAUCACGGCGAUUGCAAGAUUAGAGGUAGAUCAAGGGCCUUUGCGUCACGCAGAGCCGUCUAUGAAAGUAGUAUAUUUUUGGUGAAAUCCUACAUGUUUUUUGAAAGCAUCUUUUCACGAAAAAUUAUCAACUUCUUUAUUACAACUUGUAAAGGGCUUUCCAUUAAGGACUUGACAACUUUCUUUUCAAAUAAAAUUUAAACCAUUUGAGAUAUCUCGAGAAUUUUAUUAUUGGAUUGAUCAAAACAUUUAUGUAUGGAAUUCGACCUCGUUCAUAUGUCCACCACGGGCACGUACGCAGCGCUCGAUUCGUUGAACCCAAUUUUCAAUGACUCGGUCACAUAUUUCGACAGCAACGGCCGCUAUCUCCGUUCAAUAUUGGCUCUGAGCUCCUCUAACGACGCCGGCUUGUUGGAAUAGACCAAUGAUUUAGUGUAGACCCACAAAAAAGUCUAGAGGUGUUAAAUCACAUGAUCUAGGCGGCCAUUCGACAGGACCAUUUCUCGAUAUAACACGUUCACCGAAUUUUGUUUUCAGUAUGUCGAGUGUUUCACCCGCUGUGUCGCUUGUGGCCCGUCUUGUUAAAACCACAUAUCAUUAAUGUCUAGCCCAUCCAAUUGACCAAAAAGUGCCGUUGCAACAUGUCUCUGUAGCGGUCUCGGUUGACUGUAACGUGACGCGUGACGGUCAUUUUCAUUAACGAAAAAAAAAAACAAAACGGCCCAGUGACACCACCGGCAUGAAAACCCCACCAUACAGUUAUUUUUUGAGGAUGAAGUGGUGUUUCUUGAAGCAUAUGAGGGUUUUCACCUGAGCAAUAACGCGUAUUCUGUUUGUUGACGAAGCCGUUUAGCCAAAAAUGCGCCUCAUCACUGAAGAUGAUUUUGCGAUGAAAUUGGUUAUUUUCUUGCAACAUUUCUAGGACCAAAUUUGAGAACGUACGUCGGUUCCUAUGAUCAAACGGCUUUAGUUCUUUAGUAAACUUGAUCUUAUAAGCGUGCAGGCCAAGAAAUCUUCGCAAAAUUCGCUAUAGUGUGGUCUGAGCGAUGGCCAAUUCUUGAGAACGCCGUGGAGUCACCACUCGAAAUUUCGGUAGUAAAUUUUAAUUAUUUGUAAGCCUUGUUCGUUCGUGUACUUCACCAUGAUGAAAAUGUUUUCUUUAUUGAAUGUUUUGACAUUGACAGUUCGGUAACUGAUUAAAAGGAGCGUUCACAGUGAAAGUUCAAAGUUGUCAAGUCAAUAUUGAAAAACCCGAUAUAAUGAGCUUACUAGUCGCACUUCAUAUUCCUUUGCAACCAUCCGGGAAACUCCUUUCCUCAUUCUUGUUUAUAAGAUUGUGUAUAGUUUAUCCUUGAACUUAGCCCGUACAGUUUAAUUCAAUUAAAAACUGGCGAGUAUUUUACGCGCAAAAACUAAUCCCGGAAAAGCGAGUGAGGUUUGCGCCUACAUAAUUAUAGGCAACCCAAAUCUACGUCUGCCGUGUACCCGACUGUUUAAAGGGUUCGCAUAUGUAUGAUUGGAAUGCUGCAUAAAACUACAUAAUCUACAUAUUUAAUUUUUUUGCUUAAUUGCAGAUCUUUUUCGGUAAAAAAAAACCUGGAAAUAACCAAACUAUUUUAAAAUAAACGUGAAAAAUGAGGAUGAUUUCGGUAUUUCGGAAGGUCCAUUUCAGUAGAAAUACCGAAAAAUCUGUAGGUUCGGCAACACUCGUACAGCUCGCGACGUUUCUUACUACCGCCAAUAGAUGUUCUGUGAUGUUACUUAUAACGUCACACUUGCUGUGAUAUGUGCGCCUCUAAAUUCUGCCAGGAGUGUUUGAGAAUUUAUUAUACUCGUAGAUCUUAGAGAAUGAAUUUUGUUUAAUUUGCCAAUAAAGUGUUAACAUGCGACUGGAUUGCUAAUAAAUACAUUUUGCAGUCGCCAGAUAGAUGCCAUUUUAUGGGAGCUAAAAGUAACUGAAUAAUAAGGAAGUCAACUUUUUGGCAUUUAGACUUGUGGAUGUAUCGAAAAAAUUGAUUGAGACGUAUGCGUAAACUACACAUUAUGGGUCAAUUUUUUUCUAGGAUUGUGUAGUAGCUCAAUAAUGUACAGUAUAGGACUAUAGCGAUGUCACCCCAUUAAUAUUUCUUCUUAAAAGACUUGACGAUAUCAAUCCGUGGGCUCGGUUUCUUUUCACCAGUUGUGCACACCAUGGACGAACAUCCGAACGCUACAGUGAAAACUUGAAUGGUACCGCGCCAGACGCAUUGUCAUAAACUAAUCCAUUUGGUGUGAACAGUUCGAUGGACCUUUAGUUUUUAAAAAAAAUUAUUCUAUAGUUACAAAAUUAAUUUACAACAAAGAAGCGGAUGCAGACAAAAAAAUCAUGUUCAGCUUGUGACAUUUCUUAUGGACGCUGACUGUACAUUUUGUUAGAUAUCGCACGGGAAUAGUUUUAUCAAGUUCGAGCUUCAAUUUUUAUAGAAAUAAGGUUGACGUAUAAAGUAAAGACUGGAUAUUCAGAUCGUAUACAAUAAUACAUACAGGGUAAGUAGCAAAUUCAUGACUGUGUUAUGUGUCGUAUUGCGAUCUCAAUGGUGGCGAAUGUUACUUGUUUCCUCAUUUCAUAAAUUUUCAAUUAAACCACAGGCAUGAAUUGAAUCUCCCUGUAUAUAAUAUAAUCCUUUUUAGUAGUAUUCAUUAUGUAAAAGCUAAAUUUUUAUAUAUUGAGGAAAAUAUCCUCCUCGCAGGGCAUUGAUUAUUAUUAUGAUGAGCAUUGAGAAAAUAUGUGUUUAAUAUACGAAUACUUCUAGAGGAUUGAUCAGGCUUAUGACUGUACAUUUAUGAUCAAAAAAUAAGUUUUUGUGUUUUGUGAUAAUAGUCGCUUUUAUUUUGAAGGUAAAUGACACCGAUUCACCGCAUUACUUAUGGAUAUAAUGAUUAAUUUUAUGUAUCUAGUCAAAUAAACUUUUUUC